UGCGUGGAAAAAUCCCAAGGUGAUAAUCCACGGCGACGCUGAGGAUCGCGCGGCGAGGGAAAAUCUUGAGAUGGAGAACAAGAGUCAGGAGCUCACGAGGGAGAAUCUCGAGAUGAAGGAGAGGUUAAAGAAGCUAACGGGGAUGAAACACGUGGAAGCGGAGAUGAAUCAGAGCAUCGGAGAAAUGGAGAAAGAGAUGGAGGAUUACGAGGAAGAGAAGAAGGCUCUUGAGUCUAUUUCCACCAGAGCUGUUGAGCUCGAAGCGGAGGUGUUGAGUCUUCAGGAAGAUCUCAACGCUUCGUUGGCGGAGGUGGAUAAGAGGGUGGAAGAAGUUGCUGAGCUGAAGGAAGAGUUGUUGGAGAAGGGAGAGAAGCUGGAAGGGUGUGAGAAGGAAGCUGAGGGGUUAAGGAAAGAUAGAGCUGAGGUUGAGAGGAAGGUUAGAGAGUUGGAAAGGAAGAUUGGGGUUUUGGAAGUUAGGGUAGUGGAGGAGAAGAGCAAGAAGGUUAGGUUAGAAGAGGAGACGAGGGAGAAAGGUGAUGCGGAAGAGAAGGAGAUUAACGAGUUGAAGAAGAAAGUUGGGGACUUGAAUCUGGAGGUGGUGAAUAAUGGAGAGGAGUUGAAGAGAUGCAGAUUUGAGAAGAAGAUGGAGACAGUGAGUGAAGCUGAGGUAAGAGAGAAGGAAAUGGAGUUGAAGAAAAAGGAGUUGGUGAAGAAGGUUGAUGAAGCGAGGGAGAUGAUAGUUGAGUUGAAAGAGAGAGCCAUGAAGCCUGGUAUCAGAGCGAGAAAGUAGAGUUGUGGUGGCCAUUGGGUUGGUGUUGGUUUGGUUGCAGCGUCCGCGUUCGUCUGCUACUCCAAGCUAAGGUGAUUUUUUUUUUUUAUUAAUACUUUGUUAGCGGAUGAGGAAUAACUGAUGACCAAAGAUUGAAUUCAAGAAUGGAUUGUUAUACAGGUUUGACUCUAACUUUGUUUUGGGUUUAUGAUGUUUUUGUUGUUGAUUGGGAAAACUUCAGUUUUUGGUUAUGCCACGAAUGAAUUUCGUAACUGUUCUUUAUCA
Messenger RNA from Brassica oleracea var. oleracea, 1054 nucleotides. Its product is annotated as peroxisomal and mitochondrial division factor 1. Lineage: Eukaryota; Viridiplantae; Streptophyta; Magnoliopsida; Brassicales; Brassicaceae. The record is from RefSeq and is a predicted model, not a curated record.